Molecule: messenger RNA, 4978 nt
Organism: Melozone crissalis (California towhee)
Lineage: Eukaryota; Metazoa; Chordata; Aves; Passeriformes; Passerellidae
Gene: PRDM16
Product: PR/SET domain 16
Exons: 17
Coding region: 164-3964 (1266 amino acids)
Biological process (GO): regulation of transcription by RNA polymerase II
Cellular component (GO): nucleus
Molecular function (GO): DNA-binding transcription factor activity, RNA polymerase II-specific; histone H3K9 methyltransferase activity; RNA polymerase II transcription regulatory region sequence-specific DNA binding
Source: RefSeq, a predicted model, not a curated record
GAUGAAUACAUUGGAAAGUUUUUUUGGCCCUGGUGAGGGUGUCAGAUUGAAUGCUCUGUGCGCAUGUGCGAAGGUGUCCAAACUGACAAUGCUGGGGAGAUGAAGAUAGUGUGUAGCUGCUUCUGGGCUCAAGGAGGAGGAGAGGAAUCCACACGCCGACACGAUGAGAUCCAAGGCGAGGGCGAGAAAACUGCCCAAAAGUGACAGCGAGAUUGUAAAUAAUAUGUACGAGACCGACCCCGAUCUCCUUGCUGGAGAAAGCGCAGAGGAGGAAACUGAGGACAGUAUAAUGUCCCCCAUCCCUGUGGGACCUCCGUCACCCUUCCCCACCAGUGAGGACUUCACUCCCAAGGAGGGCUCACCCUAUGAAGCUCCCGUCUACAUUCCUGAUGACAUUCCAAUCCCACCAGAUUUUGAACUCAGAGAAUCUUCGAUCCCAGGGGCAGGGCUAGGGAUUUGGGCCAAAAAGAAGAUUGAAGUUGGGGAAAGAUUUGGACCCUAUGUGGCAGUGCAGAGGAGCACAUUAAAGGAAACAAACUUUGGAUGGGAGCAAAUACUGACUGAUCCCGAGGUGACCUCCCAGGAGGGCAAUAUAAAAAAGAUUCCCGAUGCCCUGGGCACUGAGAAGUUCUGUGGUGAUGCCAGCCAGGGCGGGGCUGGGAACUGGCUGAAGUACAUCCGAGUGUGCUGCUCGUGCGACGAGCAGAACCUGGCUGUGUGCCACAUCAACGAGCAGGUCUAUUAUAAAGUUAUUAAAGAGAUUGAGCCGGGGGAAGAGCUCCUGGUGUGCCUGAAGGAAGGAGGUUAUUCCCUGGGGAACAUGGCACCCAGCAUGGAAGAGGAGCCCUCGUUCCGCUGUGAGGACUGCGAUGAGCUGUUCCAGUCCAAGCUGGACCUGCGGCGCCACAAGAAGUACGGCUGCGGGGCCGUGGGGGCCCUCUACGAGAGCCUCAGCGACGACAUCAAGCAGGAAGGCCUUGGGGAUGGACAGGUCUACGAGUGCAAGGACUGUGAGAGGAUGUUCCCCAGCAAAUACAGCCUGGAGCAGCACAUGGUGAUCCACACCGAGGAGAGGGAGUACAAGUGUGACCAAUGUCCCAAGGCUUUCAACUGGAAAUCCAACCUGAUUCGUCACCAAAUGUCUCACGACAGUGGGAAACGGUUUGAAUGUGAAAACUGUGUUAAGGUGUUUACGGACCCCAGCAACCUCCAGCGGCACAUCCGCUCGCAGCACGUGGGCGCGCGGGCCCACGCCUGCCCCGACUGCGGCAAGACCUUCGCCACCUCCUCGGGCCUCAAGCAGCACAAGCACAUCCACAGCACUGUCAAACCUUUCAUAUGUGAGGUCUGUCACAAGUCCUACACGCAGUUCUCCAACCUGUGCCGCCACAAGCGGAUGCACGCGGACUGCCGCACCCAGAUCAAGUGCAAGGACUGCGGGCAGAUGUUCAGCACUACCUCCUCCCUCAACAAGCACCGGCGCUUCUGCGAGGGCAAGAACCAUUACAGCCCCGCCGGCAUCUUCGCCCCCGGCCUCCCCCUCACGCCCACCUCCAUCAUGGACAAAUCCAAGCCCUCUCCCAACCUCAACCACGCCAGCCUGGGCUUUAAUGAGUAUUUCCCGUCCCGCCCGCAUCCUGGCGGGCUCCCGUUCUCACCAGCACCUCCAGCAUUCCCUGCCCUCACCCCGGGAUUUCCUGGGAUUUUUCCACCUUCUCUGUACCCCAGGCCCCCCUUGUUACCGCCCACGCAGCUGCUCAAAAGUCCCCUCAACCACACUCCGGACGCGAAGCUCCCCAGCCCCCUUGGGAACCCGGCGUUGCCCCUGAUCUCCUCGGUGAGCAACAGCAACCAGGCUCCUUCAGGGGAGGAGAAAUGUGAAAGCAGCCUGGAAAACUCCUACCUGGAGAAGCUAAAAGCCAGGAACAGUGACAUGUCCGAUGGCAGUGACUUUGAGGAUGUCAAUACGACCACGGGCACGGAUCUGGACACCACGACCGGCACGGGCUCUGACCUGGACAGUGACGCGGAGAGUGACAGGGACAAAACGAAAGACAAGAGCAAACAAAUGGAGACCAAGGCAGAUUUUGUCAGCAGCUCGGUGUCUGCCAGCUCCACCAACACCACGAGCGAGAUUCCUCUCUUCUAUUCUCAGCAUUCCUUCUUUCCUCCCCCCGAGGAGCACCUGCUGCCCACCACGGGCGCUGCCAAUGACUCCAUUAAAGCUAUCGCCUCCAUCGCAGAGAAGUAUUUCGGGCCUGGCUUUAUGGGCAUGCAGGAGAAAAAGAUGGGUUCGCUCCCGUAUCAUUCCAUGUUCCCCUUCCAGUUCCUCCCCAAUUUCCCCCACUCCCUCUACCCUUUCACGGAGCGGACCCUCAAUCACAACUUGCUGGUCAAGGCAGAACCAAAGUCACCCAGGGACCUCCACAAAGUCGGUGGCACCAGCUCGGACUCCCCCUUCGAUCUCACCACGAAGCCAAAAGAGAUUAAGCCAAUCCUGCCGCCCCCCAAGGUCCUCCCAGCCCCGUCCUCAGGGGAGGAGCAGCCACUGGAUCUGAGCAUUGGCAACCGCAUCCGAGCCAGCCAGAACGGAGGGAGAGAGCCACGGAAAAACCACAUUUAUGGGGAGAGGAAGCUGAUGGCAAGUGAGGUCUUACCUAAGAUUUCCCAGUCCCAGCUGCCUCAGCAGCCUUCCCUGCACUACGCUAAGCCAUCGCCCUUUUUCAUGGACCCCAUCUACAGCAGGGUGGAGAAGCGGAAGGUGACAGACCCCGUGGGUGCCCUCAAGGAGAAGUACCUGCGACCCUCCCCGCUGCUUUUUCACCCCCAGAUGUCAGCCAUCGAGACGAUGACAGAGAAACUGGAGAGCUUUGCAGCAAUGAAGGCCGACUCUGGCUCGUCCCUGCAGCCCCUUCCCCACCACCCCUUCAACUUCAGAUCGCCGCCACCAACGCUCUCCGACCCCAUCCUGCGCAAGGGCAAGGAGCGCUACACCUGCAGGUACUGUGGCAAGAUCUUCCCACGCUCAGCCAACCUGACGAGGCACCUGCGGACACACACUGGGGAGCAGCCUUACAGGUGUAAAUACUGUGACAGGUCAUUCAGCAUUUCCUCCAACCUGCAGAGGCACGUCAGGAACAUCCACAACAAGGAGAAGCCAUUCAAGUGCCACCUGUGCAACAGGUGCUUUGGGCAGCAGACCAACCUCGACAGGCACCUGAAGAAGCACGAGCAUGAAAAUGUUCCAGUGAGCCAGCACUCCGGAGUCAUCACCAACCACCUCGGGACCAGCGCCUCCUCCCCCAACUCGGAAUCAGACAACCAUGCACUUUUAGAUGAAAAAGAGGAUUCCUAUUUCUCAGAAAUCAGAAAUUUUAUUGCCAACAGCGAGAUGAAUCAAGCGUCGGCUUUAGCAGAUAAAAGGCCAGAAAUCCAGGGUAUUGAUGGCAAUUCCCAGUGCCACGGACUGGCAAACGAGAAGGCAGAAGAUGUGGACGAUGAGGACGAAGAACUGGAAGAGGAAGAUGAUGACAGCCUGACUGGGAAGUCCCAGGACGAGACGGUGUCGCCCACGGCGGAGCCGCGGGGAGCGUUCGAGGAUGAGGAGGAUGAGGAGCCCACGUCUCUCACCAUGAGCUUUGACCACGCCCGAAGGUGUGUUGAGGAGGACGAAGCCGGCCUGUUAGAUUUGGAGCAGAUGCCGAAUUUUGGGAAGGGGCUGGAUCUCCGCAAAGCGGCCGAGGAAGCCUUUGAAGUUAAAGAUGUGUUUAAUUCCACCUUAGACUCUGAGGCAAUAAAACAGACUCUGUACAGGCAGGCUAAAAACCAGGCUUAUGCAAUGAUGCUGUCCCUGUCUGAGAACGCUCCCCUCCACACGUCCUCCCAGAGCUCUCUGGGGGCUUGGCUGGACAUGGCAGGAGCAGCUUCAGAGUCGGGGACCUUUAACCCCAUCAACCACCUCUGAGAGGUCCACAAGGCACUGGCCAGAGCCCAGGUGAGGCAGUGGUGGUGCUGCAGCCAUCCCAGCAAAAUCCCAGCGAGCAGAAGAUGGAUGAGAGGGCCUCAGGGAGUCGUCUGGACUUUGGGCUGAGAAGGAAACCUGUCCCAUCCGACCCACACGCCCUGCAUUUUUUAUCUCUCUAGAGUUUUCCUUUCUAAUUUAUCACAAUGAACCUCUCCCAAAUUGGAUAACCCUGAAGCAGCCGCAGGAAUUUCACAGCCUGUAGGAACAGCAUGAGCAAGACACGAAAUUGCAGCAGUGCAAUCAAAGAUUGGCCCCCUCCAGCCUUCCAAACUGAGGUCACUGAGCCAGCACAGCCUGAGCAGGAAUGACAGCUUGGAACCACAGGGCAGCAUUUCCUUCCCCAUCCAGCUGAAUGAAGCACCAAGGGAAGAGAGCCAGGUGUGACCUGUCCCUGGUGCAGCUCUGACACAGCCACUGGAGUUAUGCCAGAGAAAGACAAAUUCAACCCACUAAACUGACCCCCCCCAAAAGAAUUCUGCACUCCCACAGAAACUCCAUCCCGUCCUUUGCUCCCAGCAAAGCUCCUCCAAGGUGAGGCCACGUUGCCUGCAGUCAUUGUGAGCCACAUGCAGCUCCCAGCCUGGAACAGUGCUGGGGUUGGGGUGACAGAUGUGUCACACAGACGUGGAUAUGCCCUGAGCAAGGCUGGCAGAGCUCCCUGCCCUUCCUGUGAGUGCCUGGGACACAGCCAGGCUGGUGGAGCUCCUGGAAAUGCUUGGAUUUGCCCGAGCAGAGAGGUCACAGGGUAAGGGCUUCGCUGGUUGAGCAUGAGGAAAUGUGUGCUGGGCAAAGCCAGGGCAGCUCAGACACGUCUGCUUGUGUGUCAGGGUUUCAGGGUGACAUCACCCUGUGCUGGUGGUAUCUACGGCACAGAUCUCUGAUUCACACCGUUGUUUGGGCCUGGUUUUUCCCUCUGUGCCACCUGCUGCUGCUUGGCCUAUAUUUUAAGUAGAA